AUGCACUUUGCAGGCUGAAGUUGCGGCACACGAUCAACGGAGGGUUGAGCGUCCGUCGUACCUUGCAUAUAUGACUUUGCACGGAUACCACAGCGUUCGUCCAUCGAGGACGUUCGCACCUCUCACAUCCUCCCCAAAUGGCGACGCCUUCUGCCGCUCCCGCUCCGCAAUCUGCGCCUGCGGUCAACGGCACCUCGAACCUUGAACUCGACGUAUCCAAGCUGCACACCCUGCCGACCGAGCAGCAAGACUUGUACCUGUUGACCUUCGUCUCCGAUUUCCAGCGCCAUGUCGAACAACUGUCCGCAGAGGCUCUGCCUUCCUAUCAAGCUUCGAUCAAGAAGGAAGUUAUCAAGAUCGUUGGACUGGGUUCUCCGGUCCCAUCCCGUGUGAUUCGAAACGGCCUCGGAAGGAUUCUAGCAGAUGCGUUCGGUCGUGGCAGCCACAGUCUCCUCUACGAAACCAUCAACGAUCUCUUAGCCAUAUUGAAUGCGGGAAAGACGGACAAGGAGUUGGGUUCAAAACAUGCGGCGGUGGUUUGUCUAGGGGCCCUUUUCCGCGCCGCCGGAGACAGUGCUAUUAGUCUCUCUGGCCUCACGGUCGCGACAGUUCUUAAGCUCUUGAAGUCUUCCCAUGCCGGAGUCAGGGGGUGUGUCUUCAGAGCGCUCGGCGGACUGAUCAUUGGCAUAAAACGAAGCUUGGAUGAGCAUGUUGCUCGGGAUAUCUGGAAACAAGCCCGGCAUGCUGCAACAAGCGAAAAAUCAACCUUUGUUCAGAGAUGUGCAUGUUCGUGUCUUCGCAGUCUGGCCAGUGAGACCGGGUACUUCAACAAUUCGAAUGACUUUGACAGCCUCAAAACAACCAUCUGGAAAGCAUUCGACGGUUCCACACCAUCUGUCAGGCAUGCCGCCGCCGCCGCCAUGGCGGCUGCACUGAACCAAGCUUAUUCUGCGAACGGCAACGCCGAGGUGCCGGUGCUACGGAAACCGAAAAAGUCCAAGAAGCCGGGCGACGAUCUGGAUGAGGAAGUCGACGCUGAACGACCUGGCUCGCCUUCACUUGGACAAGUCAAAGCUUCUAUGCGACUGACGUUUUCUUUGAACGAAGUGCUUCGGGUCCUGUCGCAGCAGUAUUGCCGGGCGUCGACAACAAACAGAUCUCGUGCUGGCAUUGCGGUUUGUUACAAAUAUCUGCUUCACUUGCUACCUCGGAAAGCCUUGGAGGAAAACUAUGCCUCGAUAGCGGUGCAUACGUAUGCAGACUUGCUGAACCAUCCAACCAUUUCAUUCAACCGACAUCGAUUGCUCCUUACCCGCAAACUGGUCCAAUGGAUCCUUGCCGAUGUGACGUUCUUGUUGACGGAGAACGCUCAAGUCAAUGCGGCGCGCUACCUCAUUAAUGACGUUGUCAAGAACUACCCUCAAGUGCUUCCAGAAAGACGCGAACCAUCAAAGCGGAUCCUGGCUGGAGCCUUGACUACUCUGACAGACUUGUUGUUGCGCUUAGGACCGGCUGCCAGCGUAUUCCAGGAUUCGUGUCGAGAAGCAUUAUUCCAAGUCAUCCAGCACCCGAGCCACACGGUACAGAGCCAUGCCGCUCAAUGCCUCAGGGCUUUUAUCCUCGCGUCUCCCACCCAGCUCAUGCGUACCAUCGAGCACGCUAUGGCGCAAUUGCAAAAAGAAUUUCAGCCGUCCGAGGCCAAGCAACCACACCGAAAGUCAAUCGGGUUUGCCGCAGCCAUUGCAGUCGCUGUGAGUUGUGCGCGCCAGAGACCGCUAUAUGGCUCCGUCCAGACAUAUUCUGCCAUCUUCAUCUUUGCCACGGACUUACUGAAGUCAAGUGCAGCCGCCGAACUACGGCUUUCGGCAAUGCAAGUGCAGGUCGCUUGGACCUUGAUUGGGGGUCUGAUGAGCUUGGGACCAAGCUUUGUUAAAGUACACCUGAAUCAGCUCAUGUUACUCUGGCGAAAUGCACUGCCUCCUCCGCUGACCCACGAAAAUGCCGGGAAAAGAGGCCAUUUGGAGCUCAGCUUUUUGUCCCACGUCCGCGAAUGUGCUCUGAGCGCUCUGCUCAUGUUUCUCUCCUCUUGCAGUGGGCUGGUCACGACGGAUGGGUCGAAGCGAAUCUCAACCAUGCUGCAUAACACUAUACUUUUCCUCGACAGCUUGCCACCUGCUCGAGAGUCAGAGGACGUAUCCCACCGAUUAUUACCGGCUCUUCAGUUGCAGGACUUUGCGAUAUUGCUCCGCCGACGUGUGCUCCAAUGCUUCAUUUCUUUGGUCAGCCUGAAGCACCUCGAACAAGGCGACGUUGUGUCUCACUCGGAUUUGAUUGGCCUUACAAUGAGGACGUUCACCGACCCGGAACGCCCGGUCCUGAAGAGCUUGGAAGCAUCAUUGGCAAAUACGGCGAGCAAUUUUGAGGGAUUGUGGGCCACCGAGGACAACUGGAGCUUCGGCGUCAGCAAUUUGGCAGACAGUUUCGACACCUAUCUGCCCUUCGAGAAUCACAUUGAACCGAGCACUGACAUAUACACUGAACAGGAGGUGUCUGUACCAGACAUCUUGGUCCGGUGUCCUGCCUUGCCAGCAAUUGAACACGAUCCCGCCUUACUCUCAAGGCCAGAUAACCGACUGGACGAAGCGGAGAUCAGUUCACCCGCAACAUCUUGUGUGAAUCUGGCAAUCAAGCUCUUCGCCAUAUCGUUGCCCCUUCAGUCUCCCCGAAUUCAAGAGAGCACCGUGGAGCAGCUGAUCACUGCUGUCUCUCAGCCUCUGCAACGUGAACCGGGCAGAAAAGCAGCAAUGCAGAUCAACACCGCCCUCGCUUUUCUAUGCGCGCUCGCUGUUGCUAACAACGAAACCCCAUACAAUUCUGGGAAAAUGCAUGUCGGCGCGGUGGGACAAGUCAUCACUGAACUCUUGGACAGAUACCUGUGCAACUCCGAUCCAAUUCUGCGGCAUAUAGCUGCUCGUGCCAUAGGCCGCAUAUGCAAUCUGGCUGGAACCCAAUUCACCAACAGGGAAGUCAAGGUCCUCAUUGACACAAUCGUGGCAAAUCGAGAUCCUAGCGCUCGUGCUGGGUGUGCGCUUGCCCUCGGGUACAUACACUCAGAAGUAGGCGCCAUGGCAGCCAGUCUUCAUAUCAAAUCUAUCGUCGGCGUUCUCCUGUCAUUGUGCAGUGAUAGCCACACAACCGUCCAUUACUGGGCUCUCAAAGGAUUGCUCCUGGUGGCCGAAUCCGCUGGACUGGCAUUUUCCACAUACGCCACAAGCACCCUGGGCCUCCUUGCACAACUGUACUCAAGUGACAAUCACAACGAGGAAGCUGCGUCGCUGGCGACAUCUAAUCUUGAGCUUGAGCUUUUUACACCUUUGGCUAUUGCACAAUGCGUAGACAGCAUAGUCAACGUCUUGGGCCCUGACCUGCAAGAUGUUUCCAAGGCUCGCAAUUUGAUCCUGGUACUGAUCGGCUACUUGCAGAAAGAGCCUUCGGCACGACUGCGCAGUGCAAGUUAUCAAUGCCUCCGUCAUCUGUGCAUGUAUGCGCCUGCACAUCUUCAAUUUGCCAAAUACGUCUUGGAUCUGCAAGCCAAUCUUUCGUCUGAUGAGGAUCUCCUGCAGUCCGCUGCGAUGAAAGGCCUGGGAGAAUUGAUGAAAAGGAAUUCGUCUGAAGUUGCGCGCGUGGCGACUUCUAAGCUGAGCGAUGAUCUGUGGACACGCUUGGAUGACAACCCAGACAAUAAAUCCUUACAGGGGAUGCUGCAGAAUUGGAUGCAGCAAACCAUUCUUGUUGACACGGCCGCAUGGAUCGACAAAUGCCAAAGCAUACUGUCCAGGACGAGAACAAAGGCUUCGGCACCCUCCCGAGUCGCCACGGCGAAGACAGCCAUGCCGGACUUGGCAGAUGAAGAAGUUGCGGGCUUCGCUGCUGCAGCGGCAGCUGCACAAGGUGAAGGUCCCGAUGCUGCGCCUGAAGGUCAAGAGUUUCUUCGCUGGCAGACAAGAGACUUUGCUAUGCGGUUGCUCAGCGAAUCAAUGGAUAUCAUCCAAGUGGCCAUGUCCCCGGAUCGAGUCAUUCCUGCCGAAGAAGUGUUACAGGGCAAAGUCGCGGAUGUGAUUCGCGUAGCCUUUUCGGCCUCGACCGCCAACGUGGUCGAGCUUCGCAUCUGGGGUCUUCGAAUAAUUGAUCAGAUCCUGAAAUUAUUUGGCAAGACUCCGGAUCCUGAUUUCUUGGAAGCCUCGCUUCUCGAGCAGUAUCAAGCACAGAUCAGCUCGGCUCUGACACCGGCCUUCGCCGCGGACUCGUCUCCAGAACUAGCGGCCGAAGCCAUCGGCGUAUGCGCUACCUUUGUUGCUACAGGGAUAGUCACGAACGCGGAACGCAUGGGCCGUAUAUUCAAGGUUCUUGCCGUGGGGGUGGACAAUCUUACACAACCGGUUCCAGAAGCCGCGAUUGGUGAUCUGAAAAACCUCAGCCCAAAUGCACAGGCCAUGCUUAAGAUGGGGAUCCUGUCUGGCUGGGCACAGCUGCAGCUGGCGAGUUCUGACCAACCGUUUUUGGAAGAGAUUCUGCAGCCAUUCAUUCCCAAACUCGCGCCGCUUUGGCUGACAUCGCUACAAGAGUUUGCCGGCUUGCGAUUUGAACCAGAGAUCUCAGAUACCUUAGGAGGCGAGAUUGCUGGCGGAAACUUGGACGAACGAUACGCUUCCUUCAACAGAGAAGUACGGCUGAGGUUCUACCAGAGGAAUUGGCUGAGUAUUGUAGAUGCCAUUGCUGUACUUGUGGAAAAAGACAGCGAAUCUGUGUUCGACGCACUCGAUAACAAACGCAAUUCCGCAGUUGACGGCCCCGCAGACGAAGCUGCUGCCCCUGGAAGAGAUAUGAGCUUCCGUGAGGAACCCGUUGCGUUCUUUUUCAUCCUAUUCGGACUGGCUUUCGAGGCCUUGGUGACCCAGGCUAGGGAAGAUCCUUCCCAGGCGCUAUCAAUUCUGCAAGCUCUAAGGAAGAUACUGACUCCUGAGGUCUGUGGCAAUGCGAUCUACGAAGAGGCCGUGUUUAAUGAAACAACGGAUACCUUGGACCGUCUCGCUCUGACGAGCACGAGAGAGACGCAGAGCGUUUUAGUUGAAAUAGCCCGGAAUUUGUCACUGGAUCACAUCGCGGCGAAGAAUCAAGAUCGUGAUGAGAAGCUCUCAGAUGACAUUGAACAACUCUUUGAGCUGACGAGAAUCAUCAUUCUGGUCUUGACAGGUCUGAUACCGACCCUCGAAGAUCCACCUGGCCCUGCGUUUCGAAGGCUUGGGGACGAUGGCAUUGCUCUCGUGCAACUCUGCUUCCAGGCGCUAGUGGACGUGGCGUCAAUAUUUCCGGCCAUCAUUCGGGCGGAUCUACACGCCUGUAUCAUUCACAGCUACUGUACCCUUCUUGCGACGGGCGUGUGCCAGGAUGAAGUGCUGCCACAGAUCAUGCCCAUAUUCAAAGCGUUCCUCCAGGAUGUUGUCCAGUCCGGCUCUGAUGAGGUUAAUUCAAGGCUAGUCCGCGGGUGCCUGUAUCGCAUGCUGUCAAUCUUGGCUGUCGCUCAGCGCCGAGAAAACGAACAUGCCAUCACCUGUGCAAAGAAUACUUUGCUGUCCAUGACGAUCUUGCUCACCACAGCCAGCUCAGUCGUUCCAGCCAACGACGAGCUGAUCAUAAGAUCACUUUCGGAGCUACUCGACUGUCUUCAGGACGUGGGCCUUGCAAAGAUCGCUGCUGGCUGUAUGCGGUCGUUGCUUGUCACAAAUCCCAAAACACCUUGCGAUGACGCAGUGGGCAGGAUUCUAUGGACUCGACUGAUUCCAUACGUGAGCGAUCCUGAGGCAGAGGAUCCAGAGAGUGUCAAGACAGCAUUGACACAAGCUCUCGUCGCGGCUGUGGUGUCUAUCAAAGCCGCUGGCCGAUUUGCCGCCAUGUCCAUAUUGGUGCCAUUACUCCUGCUUCGUGCUAAACAGAUCCCCAAAGGAAGUAGCUUGGAGGCGAUGCGGAAAGAGAGCGCCGCGAGACUGCUCGAGCUUGUGGCGACGGACCAGAUAGCAUUCAGAAUGACAGUCGCUCUGCUGGAUGAAGAACAGCGCUCAGAUUUGGAAAGCCUACUGCGUGCCGCCGGAGUUGGGAGAAAACAGGAGGCGACUUCAGAGGAAAGUGUGCAAGCGAGGCCGGCAAUUGAACUGCGCAUGGAUUUUGGAUGAAAGUAAAGUAGCAUAGCCCAUAUAUAGAACUCAAGAAGAUGGUGGAAUGACAAUAGACCCUUGCACUCUCAUAGAA
This is a messenger RNA of Cladophialophora immunda, 6306 nucleotides long. RefSeq lists its product as uncharacterized. Gene Ontology annotation, biological process: retrograde transport, endosome to Golgi; intracellular protein localization; endocytosis. The record is from RefSeq and is a predicted model, not a curated record. NCBI's taxonomy places the organism in Eukaryota, Fungi, Ascomycota, Eurotiomycetes, Chaetothyriales, Herpotrichiellaceae. The transcript has a single exon. Gene Ontology annotation, cellular component: membrane; Golgi apparatus; endocytic vesicle. Bases 138 to 6230 code for a protein of 2030 amino acids.